UGGUGCUGGGUUUAGUUAGAGACUCCAAAUUUUCCGUAGUUAAUGUUGAGACUGUUCUCUAUUUGAGCUUUCCUGGAAGCAGUUCUGUUGGCUGCCAUAGUCUAAAGAGUGAAAGAAGAAGAAAAUCUAAUAUAGCAUACAAUAGGAGCUUAGCUUCUAACAAAGUACAAAAAUCUAGUAAAGGAUAGACAGCAAAAUAUAUGUGUGUGUGUGCUUGUGCAUGUAUAUAUAUAUAUAUUAAUCAAUGAUCAUUUAUUUAUUGUAUUUGUUGUACUGUAUUUUUUAUUUUUUAUAUCUUCAUUUCCUCAAAGUCAGAUAAAUAGAACAUGGCAUAUCAUGUUUUUUUUUUUUUUGACAGUCUGGAUCACGGGGGAGAGAACAUGAUUAAAGCAGGACUACAAAAAUAUUUCUGUGAUCUCACACUGGAUCCAAACACAGCACACAAUCGUCUUUCUCUUUCAGAGGGCAACAAAAAGUUGUUAUAUAAUUCAAAACCGAUGUCAUAUCCUGAUCAUCCAGAGAGAUUUGACUGCCGUCAGCAGGUUCUGUGUAAAGAGCGUCUGUCUGGACGCUGUUACUGGGAGGCUGAAUGGAUUGGGGAGGGUGACGUGGCAGUGGCCUAUAAAUCAAUCAACAGGAAAGAUUUUAACUGCUGGUUUGGAGGCAAUAAAAAAUCCUGGAUUCUAGGCUGCUUUGGGGAGAAUCUGAUUGCCUGGCAUUAUAAAGAUCAAACAUACAUUUCUCCCCCAGCACCUCCUUUAAACAAAGUAGCAGUGUAUCUGGACGAGGCCGCCGGCAUUCUGUCCUUCUACAGCAUCUCUGACACAAACACACUUAGACACUUACACACAUUCAACACCACAUUCACUGAACCCCUUUAUGCUGGAUUUGUGCUUUAUAACCAUUCAGUGUCUCUGUGUGAUGUUAAACAACAGGAUGAAUAAUUACAAGAUAUACAGUGGCACCAAAAACUAUGAGACAAUUAAAAAUGUCAAAAUAAGUGCACUUCAUUUUAAAGAAUUUUUGUAGAAAUAUAUAUUUCAAUCAAAACAUUUCACAGAAAGAGGUUUGUUAGGUUUUUAGAUAUUAAAAAGUGAAUAUGUAUUGUUUAAAGUGAAGAAAAAAAAUUUGUAAUAUUGAAGAUAGUUUUGGAAUACAAGGUUCAGGUUCAGUGUCUUUCACAAAGAAUUCACAUAAAUUGUUUUCUCAACUAAAUCUUUCAUGUAAGAAGUGAUUGGAUGAAUAAAUGUCAUUUCAAAAUUUUAACGUUGAUUUGAGGAUUUAAAAAAGCAAACUGUGUUUUGCUUCAAGAGAGCAACCAUUCAUUUGUGUUGUUUUACUUUCUUUUUUUAAUAUUUUUCAUUUAUUCUUCAUUUGUGUAUUCAUUUAUAAUCAUUUAAUCAUUUUAUUAUUCCAUUCAAUCAUAUAAUCAUUUACCAUAAUCAUUUAUAUACUCAUUUCAUUGAUUCAUUUAUUGAUUAGUCUUUUAUAUGAUGUUAUAUUAUUUUUUUAUAUAUUUUUUUCCAUUGUUGUUUAAUCUAUGACUGUGUGGUUUCAAGGGCUGUUUGUCUUUACAAUUAAGAGAUACGAGGGAAUGUUUAUGGAAACUGAAGGUUUAUGGGAUGUUGUUGUGAAUCAGUUUGGUAUUUCACUGCUUGUUGGAUUUACAGUAUCUUCUUCAGACAAAGUCUGAGCAUUGAGACGUAGCUAAGACUAUUCAAUAAAUCUUCUCCUUUUUACCAUCA
Molecule: messenger RNA, 1745 nt
Organism: Labeo rohita (rohu)
Lineage: Eukaryota; Metazoa; Chordata; Actinopteri; Cypriniformes; Cyprinidae
Product: neoverrucotoxin subunit alpha
Exons: 2
Coding region: 327-944 (205 amino acids)
Molecular function (GO): protein binding
Source: RefSeq, a predicted model, not a curated record